GUGAGACAGUAAAUGAGGCAAUAGAUUGGACAGCAUAUCGUGUAGCACCAGGUUGGACAAAUGAGAUGUUAUUAGCAUUUGAUAGAUUAACUGCAUCUAGUCCUGGAUUUAUGGGUAAGAGCCAGGUACUUGAAUUUGUUAAAGAAAUACAUAAAUUAUUUCAGCCACAAAUAUCUCAAUUAAGAAGAGGAAGAGAUAGAAUAAGAAAAAGAAAAAUUGAACAAAAAGAUACUAUUAAUAUUAUUACACAAUUUAAUACAUUUAUUCAUAAAGAUAAUAUUCAUAAAGAUAUUCAUCAUCAUGAUGAUUUCUAUCAACAUGUUACACAAGAUCUUGCAUUAGACUCCAUAGAAGAAGGUAUGCGUAUGGUAUCCUUUGAGAUGUUUCAUCGUGUAGCUAUGAAGUUAGGACUAAGUGUUGGUCAUCGUCAUUCACGAAUGUUAUGGAUAAUGGUUGGGUUUGAGGAUUAUGAGGAAAUACAACAAUUUCUACCAGAGAGGGACGUAAAAUUAGGUAUAAUUAGGGUGUAUCUACAGCCUAUUACUAUAUUAGGUAAACCUUUUACUAAUAAAGAUGAACAUUUAUCAUCUAUUGUAUCUUAUAAGGGACUUAUUAACUUCUUCUUAUUCAAAAGAUUACUUAAACAUCUUGAGAUUAUUAUACCAGAUAAAGCAGCUCGUGCAUUAUGGGAUGAAUUACCUAAAGAUCCAAUGGAGAUAACAGACUUUUUACCUGCUGGUCUCCUUGAGGGAAAUAUUAAGACAAAAUAUUUACGACUAGAGAUGGAUAAUUUGGGGCUUGAUCCUAUGAAGGGAAGAGUUGUUAGUAUAGAUUGUCUAAGAAAAAAAUUACCUAG
This is a messenger RNA of Eimeria maxima, 856 nucleotides long. Its product is annotated as EF hand domain-containing protein, putative. The record is from RefSeq and is a predicted model, not a curated record. The annotation marks the transcript as partial. The transcript is spliced from 3 exons. Lineage: Eukaryota; Apicomplexa; Conoidasida; Eucoccidiorida; Eimeriidae.